UUCUCAGGGCUGAAAACAAAAACAGCAUGGGUGCAGCACCGACCACUUUGGCCCCUUCAAUAGAUGCACCUUCUGGCACAUUAAAGCGCUGAGGACUUCUCCAGAAAACUCCUAAUGCUGGUCAGAAAUUCAGCCAUCAUCCACCCAGUGCUGAUGAAGCAACUGGUUGCGUUAUUAGACUUUUUUAGGUGGAGCGAUGAGGGAAGUCGCUCUGCCAGUCAGAGAGAACUGACGCCCACUGGGAGAUCUCUGGCUGGCUCCUCUGUCUCUAUGAAGCCAGUGUACAUGGUGGCAUGUGGCUGGGAUUAGGAAAUUUCACUGUGGAUUAAAAUCUUUCCAACGCCUCCAUGGCCACUCGCUAAAAGAAAGACUGAAGUUCCAGCGGAGAUCCAGUGAGCAGUCUGGGCCCAUGGUCUCACUUAGCAGCUCCAGGAUGAUCCAGCUGCUCCAGGGUCACAUCCAGCCAGCUGGACACCGAAGCUGCAAAACCCGCCUGGUCACCAAAGACGGGCACUGCAACAUUGAGUUCGGCAACAUUGAAUACAGUAACCACUUUGCGUACCUGGUGGACUUCUGGACCACGUUUGUGGAGAUCCGCUGGCGCUUUGUUCUCCUCCUCUUUGUGGGUUCGUUCACGGGCAGCUGGUUCAUCUUCAGCCUGCUGUGGUACUGGAUCGCCAAGAGCAACGGGGAUCUGACAGGACAGAACCGCACAGAUGGACACGUCCAGUGUGUGGAUAAUGUCAACGGCCUCACAACGGCGUUCCUCUACUCCUUGGAGACCCAGACAACGAUUGGGUAUGGCGGAAGGGCGUUGACCGGGCACUGUGCCGGCACCGUGGCUCUCAUCAUCAUCCAGUCACUAAUUGGCGUCUUCAUCAAUUGUUUCAUGUGCGGCGUCAUCUUGGCCAAGAUCUCCUUGCCCAAAAAAAGGGCAAAGACGGUCACCUUCAGCGACACAGCUGUGAUCUGCUUGAAGAAAGGAAGUCUGUGUCUUCUGAUCAGAGUGGCCAACCUUCGGAAGACCUUAUUAAUCGGCAGCCAGAUCUACGGCAAGCUGCUCAGGACCACAACCACACCAGAAGGAGAGACCAUCAUCCUGGACCAGGUGGACAUCAACUUUAUGGUUGAUGCCGGCAAGGAUAAUUUAUUUUUUGUUUGCCCUCUGACCCUUUACCACGUGAUUGACAGAUCAAGUCCGUUCUACGAGCUGUCAGCUGACUCUCUUCACCAGCAGGACUUUGAGUUGGUGGUCUUUCUGGACGGGACGGCCGAGUCCACCAGCUCCUUCUGUCAGGUUCGCACCUCCUACAUCCCACAGGAGAUUCAGUGGGGACACAGUUUCCUGCCCAUCAUCUCCCGCACCCAGACGGGAAAGUACUGCGUGGAUUUCUCAAACUUUUCCAAAAGUGUUCGGGUCACCACGCCACACUGCGUCCGCUGCUUCGAGACGGACUCAGAGCAGAGAAACCACAACAGCCACAACCAAGAAAACCACAGUAAACAGGAGAAGUUGGGGAUCGACAACAAGGGGUUCCAGGUGAUUGACAUUCACGACUCUGUGGACAUCACUAAAAUGUGAGCAGUUAGGAAAGGAACUCAGGCUGGGAGUGAAGCUCAGGGUUGUGGCAAAUAAGCGUCUAAAAAGCAGCAACAAGUUUGUCACUUCCUAACUAACUUACACCCUUUGAGUCUGCUAGUCUGACCUCCCUCUCAGAAAAUCAAAGACCUGCAAAGGACAGUGACUUUACGGGACAUGGCCUCGACACCGACAGACUGACCACAGCGGACCACGAGCUGAUAAUCAGAGCUAAUGAGCUAGCUGCUGUCAGCCUCUCCGAGUCCGAGUUGGAAACACAGAAGAGUCUGCUGGAGCUUUUACAGUCACUAGAAGCACAUUCGUGGAAGGUUGUUGUAGCUAAGCUAAAGGCUCAAAGAGGCUAUCUCUCCGGUAUGUGUGUCAGUGCGUGGGAUCGAGGUAAAGAUUGCAGUCCGGUGGUGCUUUUUACAGUCCAAACCACUGCACCAAAAUAGAAAAAUAAUAAGUAGAGGGUUAGCAAAAACUAGCAUAAACUCCUGUGAAUGAUGUGUCUCAGUAUACAAUUGAAAACGUGCUCAGCGGUUUCAAGGCCUUUGCACACCAAGUUCCGAUUUUUCGAAUGCGCUUUUUAACCCUUCAACUGAUUAAAAUUGUUAAACUUUUAAACUUUGCACGCUGAAUCUGAAGCGUUUUGUUUGUUUGUUGCAAAAGUUCACAAUACAAGAUGAAGUCACCACGCAGUGAGGAUGACUUUGUGGUCUUCUCACUUGUAAGUAGAAAACGAAAGAGGCAAUAUCGGGUCCAAGGUGUCAAGAAGAAAGAGUUUCACCUGCUGUCAGCUUCAGAUUAUCGGCGUUUGCUUUCCUGCAUUUAGCACCACGGCUACAAGAGGCCGAGCUACCCUCAUUAUGUUCCGAAGACUUAAAUGAUGUGGGUUUGUAUUUAUUUUUAAACGGACCGGAUGCGCAAAGACUCAACCACUCAAAGCGGACGCUGGGGGAGGUUGAUUAGAGGGUGUUAACACUGUUUUUAUAAUCUAAAUGUUAUGACGUGGAGAACACCCCCCAAAAUGGUCAAAUAAUAUGUCGGCACUGACCUUCAGUCAUCUCUGUUUCAUCACAGUACAGUCAUAUAAUUUAGUUUACAGGGUGGAGUACCGUUUUAAACAAAGUUUCACUGUUAGUCAGACAGCUGCUGCUUCUUCCUCAGAGUGAACAUUUGAAUUAAUCUUUUGCCUCGAACAGCAGAAACAUUAAAAGUUGUCAAACUGUGGAUAAAAAAUUCAGACAUGAGCAGCGAGUUAAGCUCUCUCGCUCAGCAGCUCAUUACAAUCAAAGCACCUUUGGGACUUGUGACUUUGUGUAGGUAAUGUGUGGAAGAGGGAGAAAGAGGGAUUUGAAGUUUUGACGCAUUGGAAAAUGAAAGGGGUAAAAUACUGGAUGGCACAGUGGGCACUUCUCGAGGAGAUUAGGGCCUGAGCCUGUUAUAAUGAAAAAAAAACUGUGCUAUAAAGGCUGGGGAAAGAAAAUAUAAAAGUAGGACAGGCCUUUUGAGUUUUCUCAUUAUUCCCACUAAAAACACAUAUUGACAUAUCUUUUAUGAUAAUUAGGAAAGUGUGAACAUAGCUGCUAAAUGCGAUGAUUUUUUAAAUUUGUGACCAGUCUACAGUUUGUAGAUGAUAACUGUGUAACACUUCUUCUCAGGGAACGUAACAUCUUUAGUUGGAAUAAAGACUUU
Messenger RNA from Morone saxatilis (striped sea-bass), 3277 nucleotides. RefSeq names its product ATP-sensitive inward rectifier potassium channel 1-like. Gene Ontology annotation, molecular function: ATP-activated inward rectifier potassium channel activity. Gene Ontology annotation, biological process: potassium ion import across plasma membrane; regulation of monoatomic ion transmembrane transport. Gene Ontology annotation, cellular component: plasma membrane. Bases 410 to 1582 code for a protein of 390 amino acids. Lineage: Eukaryota; Metazoa; Chordata; Actinopteri; Moronidae. The transcript has 2 exons. The record is from RefSeq and is a predicted model, not a curated record.